Molecule: messenger RNA, 2759 nt
Organism: Centropristis striata (black sea bass)
Lineage: Eukaryota; Metazoa; Chordata; Actinopteri; Perciformes; Serranidae
Product: zinc finger protein 239-like
Exons: 2
Coding region: 155-1177 (340 amino acids)
Biological process (GO): regulation of transcription by RNA polymerase II
Cellular component (GO): nucleus
Molecular function (GO): RNA polymerase II transcription regulatory region sequence-specific DNA binding; DNA-binding transcription factor activity, RNA polymerase II-specific
Source: RefSeq, a predicted model, not a curated record
AACCGAGCAGCUUCUUGCAGGAAAACGCAGGACAUGAAAUAUGAUCCACUCCCUUGUUGUUAUUUCUCUGUUUUCAUAAUGUUUAACCGCGCCAGCAAGAUCGCCAAUUUCAAAACAUGCACAUGUUCUUGAGGAGAAUGAAAACGAUUGCACCAUGUUGGAUAAUACCGGUGAAAAAGAGCCUGGCCACUGCUCCGACUGUGGCUGCAUCCUCCCACAGCCAGACUCUGAUUCAAGCACCACUUCAGCACCUCCUAAACAGCAGCGUGUGCCCAAAGCAGACUCCAAAUGUGUGUCCUGCCAGGCGGGCGGCAGCGUCCCCAACGGGCGACGCCCCCACCGCCGCAUCCGCCUGGAACCCCACAGCUGCAGCCUGUGCUCCAAGACCUUCAUCUCCUCCGCCCACCUGACCCUCCACCUGGCCUCUCACAACAAAGAGAGGAAGUUCAGAUGUAGCACCUGUGGCAAGUUCUUCCAUCAGUCCUCGCACCUGAUGGCGCACAAGAUCAUCCACAGCGGGGACAGGCCGUUUAAGUGCCCUGAUUGUGGCAAGACCUUCGGCCGGGCCUCCCAUCUGAAGACCCACCGGAGGCUCCACACGGGAGAGAAACCCUUCAAGUGCACCUACUGCGACAAGGCGUUCACGCAGAAGGCCGGGCUCCUGGCGCACGUCCGUCUGCACACGGGGGAGCGGCCGUUCAAGUGUGAGAAGUGCGGCGAGGGCUUUCGCUCUUUGUCGCUGCUGCUCUCUCACAAGGCUGAGAAGGAAUCUGGGCAGGCCAAACCAGUGUCGGCACCAGCAGCGUCGACAGAAUCGCCCCAGAAGACACCGGGCAGCUCCGAGGAUCUGAAGUGUGGCGUCUGCUGCCGCACAUUCGUACGCUCGUCGUACAUUAGGCUGCACAUCCGCCUCAACAAAGGACAGAGGCCUUACCACUGCAAGGUGUGCAACAAGACCUUUGUCAAGCUGGAUACGUUUGUGAACCACUGUGAUAAACACUUGAGGCAGAAAAGGGAUAAAAGUGCAGCAAAGGAGGGUAAAGACAAAGUAGUUAAACCUCCCCAGUUUGUCCCCCUCUCCAAACCUCCUUCUCCUGAGUCCGCACCCACUCAGCCGUUAUCCCCGGAGGUCAACACGCGCUCCAGAGCUAAAGCGAAGACUAAAACGGAGCCAUGACCAAGAGGAGUGCAUCACAAAGAGAGGACAGAUUUCUUUAAUUAAGAAGUGUGGCGUGCCAGUUCUGCCACAGCACAUAAGGAAUGCAGGACAGUAGCGUUUGAUGUAUGUUGAUGUAGAAGUCCAAAAACCAACACAAUUAUAGAAAUGUUUACACAUGAUCAGAGAAAGGGACAAUGAGCAAUUUUGUAGUUCAAUAACUCGAGAAAAACACUCAUGACAAAGCAACACGAGUUCACUAAUUGUACAUAAUUACCUUCACCGAGAAGGUUUUGUUAUGAUCUGUUUGUGUGCUUAUCAGCAGGAUUAGGGAGUAAAUACUUCUGAAACUUGAUGGAAGGGUUAAGCAUGGGCCAGGGAAGAACCGAUCACAUUACGGAGUGGAUCCGAGUCAUUGGGAGCACUAUGGGGCAUUUGGCCUCAGCAGCAGUCAGCACUCUUUAAGAGUCCUUGUAGUUUUAUUAUUUAUAUUUUAUUGUGAAUGAUUGUAUUUUGUAAGUACCACAGUGUUGUCUUUAAUGCAAAUGUUAGCCCAUAAGGCUAAUUAGCACUUGUAACUAACAUUUAAGUAGCGUACAUUGUUUCUUUAAGUAUAGAAAAGGAAAACCAUAAUAAUUCAUGGUUAAUGUUGUUUUCUAAACCCAUAAAUGCCUACAGCACUUGAACAAUUUACCAACAAUGUACAUAAAAUGCCCAUUGUAAAACAGAACACACAUAGAGUAAAAAUAAACAUAAAAGUAUAGUGUGGAGGACUGAAGCACUACCUGCUUAACCCUUAAUAGGGCACUCAUUGAAGUACUUGCAAAUUCCAAAUUUCAACCCUAGAGAAUAUUAGAAGAUAUUACAUACUGCCAGAAUGUGUAAAAAAAAACCAUACGGACCCGAGAUUAAAGCGGCAAAUCUACAAGAAAAAAAUGCGCAGAUUUAGGAGAUUUAAAGUGGUGAAUCUGCGAGGAAAAAAAUUGCUUUUUUCCCCACUUUUUUUCUCGUAAAUCUGUGACUUCUUUUCGUGUAGAUUUGCCACUUUAAAUCUCUUAAAUCUGCAACUUUUUUUCUUGUAGAUUUGCCACUUUAAUCGAGUAAAUUUGCAACUUUUUUCUCUAAAUAUUACCUCCCCCCACCGAAGUUACCAAAUACGGUUCUUCGCCCAAUAAAGGGUUAAAGCUCUUUGUUGUUUCAGUCAACAGCCAUUGUCUUUUUUUAAAAAGACGUCUUUUGAGCACUAAGGUCCAAGUUACACUAAAGCUCCACAGUUCAUACUUAGCAUGGAACUUCUUCUUUGUUAUUCUGCCUUGAUAACACGGUCCAUGUUGGGCCACCAUGAGCCUCCGUUGAUCUUCACACUUCAUUCCAGGUCAGUAGCAGCUCACAGCGGAUACCUCACUGACCCUAAACUCAACAGAAGAUGUGUUAAACUAUUCCCUGUGGAUCUCCACCGCUGAUGGACUCUGUCACCUCCACAUGGGGAAACUCUUUGUCCCAACCUAUGGACACAGAGAGAGAAAAAACGAAAGUGAAAAAGCCCAAAGUCUCUUUACAAGUUGGAGGUGAAGUCAGAACUCUUGGGAGUCUUAUUGCAUGA